This is a messenger RNA of Cryptomeria japonica (Japanese cedar), 3168 nucleotides long. RefSeq names its product disease resistance RPP13-like protein 4. Gene Ontology annotation, biological process: defense response. Gene Ontology annotation, molecular function: ADP binding; protein binding. The transcript has a single exon. The record is from RefSeq and is a predicted model, not a curated record. Lineage: Eukaryota; Viridiplantae; Streptophyta; Pinopsida; Cupressales; Cupressaceae. Bases 40 to 2730 code for a protein of 896 amino acids.
UUUAUACAGUCAAAAUUCUUUCUACCAAUAUAUGGUGGUAUGGUAGUUUCCCUACGCUUGGAAAAGAUGGCUGGGUCUCUUGUGUCAGUGCUCGCAGAUCAUGUCAUUUCUGUUCUGAUUGAAAAGAUUUUUGAGGAGAUUUCGUUAGCUUACAGGCACAGAGAGGAUUUGGAACUCAUCUGUGAUGAGCUUGAAUCUAUCAAAUGCCUCCUCAACGACACCGUUGGAGCGUGGAAAAUGAAUUCCAGUUCAGUAAGGAAUUGGUUGCAGAAACUUGAAGACUUUCUCUACGACACUCUCCACCUGUUGGAAGACUCUUCUCAGGCUCAGCACCACACCACCUGCAUUUCCCGGUAUCUACUGUGUCGUAAGAUUCGGGUGUUGAAGGAGAGAAUUCGCUGCAUCCACAGAAGCUCAAAGUAUCUCAAGUAUCUGAGGGCCAUAGAUGUGAAGCCCCGUCCUGGAUUAGUCAGUGGAGAAUUGAUAAGAAAUAGAAGAAAAUCAAGUGGGCUGCUUUUGGAAGCUACAACGGUAGGAAUGCAAAAUGAUAUUGAUCUGAUUAGCGGAUGGCUACUCACAGAUGGCCCUCAGAUCAUUACCGUAGCAGGCAUGGGAGGGCUAGGCAAAACCCUUCUGCUUCAACACGUCUUCAAUAGCCAAAAGAUCAGAGAAUCCUUUGACCAUUUGAUUUGGGUGGCAGUAUCCCAAAGCUAUGUGGCGCAUCAGCUGCUUCUCCACAUAGGCAGACAAACAAAGCUGCCAGAUGAUGAAAAGCAAAGUCACCUAAACGCGGAGGAGGUGAGAGAUAACAUCCGUAGGCACCUGCAAGGAAGCCGCUGUUUACUUGUUCUGGAUGAUGUGUGGGACAAACAUGCUUUGGGAGACAUUGGCUUUCCAUUGGAGGGCGGAAGUAAAGCAAUGCUUUCAACGCGGGACAGGAAAGUUUUAGAAAAUGUGGGAGCUCACCGCAUCCAUCACAUGGACUAUUUGUCUGAAGAGAACAGUUGGAGAUUGUUCUGCAUUCAUGCGUUCCCUGAAGAUAGCAAUCACAGUCCCCCAGAGGAGUUGGAGAAGGUGGCCCGUGCAAUUGAAAGAAAAUGCUCCAGAUUACCGCUAGCCGUGAAGACAGUAGCAGCAUCUAUGGCAAGCGUGAACCGACUUCCUAAUGAAUGGGAAUCCACGUUGAAUAGGCUAAAUAAAAUUAGCACAAUCAAGGAGGACAUUCUGCCAAUCCUGAAGUUAAGUUACGACGCCUUGCCUGAUUAUCUAAAGCCUUGUUUUCUUUUCUGUUCUGCUUAUCCAGAAGAUACUAUAAUGAGUUGUGAAUAUCUAGUACAAGUAUGGAUUGCCCAGGGAUUUGUUAAUCCUGAUGAAAGAGAAGACUCCUACGAGUUAGGAUUCUCCUAUCUAAAUGAGCUGGUUGAUCGCUGUAUGAUUGAAUUUGUUCCAUAUGAUGGGAACGAUUACAUCAUUAAAUACUGCAAAAUGCAUGAUCUAUUACACGAGUUGGCUCUUUCAGAAUCUCAAAUCCAAACCAGAUGUUUGUUUCAGGCUGGAAAAAAUGUGGAAAAGUUCCCCGUAGAAAAGUGCCAUAGCCUACGUAGGAUUUCUUUAAGUAAAAAUAAAAUAACUAGUAUUGAUAAGACCAUCCGUUCCCCUCGUCUCCUCACCUUGCUUCUAUGGAAAAAUCUUCAUCUCAAAUCAAUAUGCGAAGAUUUUUUCAAAAAAAUGAGGCAUUUGAGUGUUUUGGAUUUAAGCCAGACUUCCAUCAAGUCAUUGCCCAAGUCUAUUGCCAAGUUAAAACAUUUGAGAUUCCUCAAUUUGUCUAGAACAGGCAUUGAAAAGAUUCCUAGGUGUUUUAGUGGUCUCAAAAAUCUUCAGUCGCUCGAUGUUAGUUGGUGUGAAAACUUGGCAAGUCUUCAUUCAGGCAUAAACAAACAUCAGUCUUUGCUGAAUCUAAAUGUGGCUGGCUGCAGCAAUUUGGCUUGGGUUCCUUUGGGAAUAUCCAAGCUUGUCUCUCUACGAAUUUUAGGACAAGUGGUAUUCAAGUUGAGGGGAAACGCCACAAAUGCAUUGCAAUUGAGGGAUCUCAAAGAAUUGACUCUACUUCAACAUUUGUCAAUUGCAUUCAGCGGUCGCUCAAAUUGCCAAGACAUAACCGUUGGGAUCUUUGGAGGUAUGGAAGACAUGCGAAAAUUGUUCUUUGAGAACUAUGAUGAGGAUUACCUUGUUCAACUUCCCGAGGACAUGUCAGGCAUGAGACGACUGGAGAUUCUUCAUCUUCAUAACUGCGUGGUACCCUCAUGGAUCUCUCAGCUUCACAAUCUCAUGCUUCUACUCUUGAAGGGAGAUUAUUCUGAUAGUUAUCAAGACCUGCAAACAAUUCCAAACUUAAGACGACUUAUUUUAAUCCAGAACAAGCAAUGCAUCGAUUUCCCCACAGACUUUGGGUAUCCUUUGUCAUUCCCCAAACUGGAGGCACUGGUGAUAGAAGAUUUUUGCCAGCUGCAAAGAUUUCCAUCCCUGGCAGAUAACGCCAUGCCAAUGCUACAGCAUUUUCGACUGGUGAAUUGCAGGCGGCUGGAAAGAAUACCUCAGGGCUUGGACCGCCUCAACAGCCUUGAAAAGUUACAAGUGAUCGGCUGUGAAAGGUGCCGCAACGAUCUUCAGGAAAAUGGGCAUUAUGGGCAAAUUUUCAAACGCCGUAAUGUCCAAGUGAAAUGUGAAUAGUGGAAACUUUGAUGUUGCUGAAUGUAAAAGUAGAAAAUGUCUACUAUGACUAAUUACAAGCAAUAUAGGAAAUCUGGGAAUAAUGCCCUUCACAGUGUUGAAACUAAUCCCAACCACCACCUUCAUUACUCCUCGGUAGACUUCUUUCUCCAGCUUCUACUUGCCCCUUUUUCAAUGCAAAUUAAAUAUUUGUUUGUUUUUCCCUCCUUGCUGGAAAAGUGUAGAAGAGUCUAGAAAUUUCAUAGCAGUAGCAACAGGUUUAUUAAAAAACCAGGGUUGUUUUUAUAAGCAAUAUAUAUGUAAAAAGAGCAGAAGAUUGUUUACAUUGCUGUAGCAACAGCAACCAGUGAACAGGGCAGUCUCUUUAAAUGGUGUGUAUGAGGAGAGCAGAAAGUGUCAUCACAAGGGGUCUCUACUUUUAAUCUGUAUGAGGUGAAG